This is a messenger RNA of Baudoinia panamericana UAMH 10762, 2091 nucleotides long. RefSeq lists its product as uncharacterized. The transcript has 2 exons. NCBI's taxonomy places the organism in Eukaryota, Fungi, Ascomycota, Dothideomycetes, Mycosphaerellales, Teratosphaeriaceae. Gene Ontology annotation, molecular function: DNA binding; zinc ion binding; DNA-binding transcription factor activity, RNA polymerase II-specific. The record is from RefSeq and is a predicted model, not a curated record. Gene Ontology annotation, biological process: regulation of DNA-templated transcription; DNA-templated transcription. The annotation marks the transcript as partial.
AUGGAGUAUAGCACACCGUCUUCUGGUUCUGGGCUGGAUGUGAACCCCACGAAUGGGACCCAUAACAUCAAAUCGGCAUCCGAGUACUUGACUCACUUACCGCCCUCGCGCCUCGAAGAUCUCGACAUUCUGCCAGAAUCUCCACCAGCUGGACACAGCGGGGACGAAGCGAAUGGGCCGCCCAUAAACGGCGCAUCAAAGGUCCAGGUCGAUGCGCAAGGCCGGAAACUCAACCCAAGAUCAUGUGUCACCUGUCGGAAACGGAAGGUCAAAUGCGACAAAGUGCAUCCAUGCGCGAACUGCAAUCGGCAGCAUAUCGAAUGCGUUUUCCCAGCGCCUGGCAGGGCGCCGAGGAAGACCAGGAAGCUGGGCGAAGGCAGGGAUAAGGAGCUUCUAGAGCGUUUGAGGAGGCUAGAGGGUGUCGUGAAGGGCCUAGGCGUGGAAGUCACGGACGGGGAUGGCAACGAUGAUACCGACGGCGCAGGCGCAGCCGCAGAGCAGCAGAAGGCGCAGGAUAGCGUCGAUAGCAGCCCUGGAGCUGUCGCAAAGAUGACAACUGACAACAACGGUUCGAAAGCGCGCGCGAUCGAGGAGCAGCAACAGCGACGGUUCGAGAACAAGUUCGGCAGGCUUGUCAUCAAUGAAGGCAAGUCGAGGUACGUCAAUAAUUCCUUCUGGGCCAACCUCUCCAACGAGGUGGAAGACCUCAAGGGCAUCUUAAACCAAUCGAGCGACGAUGACGAAGACGCAGAGGUUGGUGCAAACCCCAUGGUUGCCAACCAUCAGGGCUGGAUCUUCGGCUUUAGCUCGCAGAAUGUGGAUAUGCUAUCUCUGCAUCCUCUGCCGGGCCAGAUCGUGCAGUAUUGGGAGCUGUUUAAAGACCGCGUGGAUCCACUGGUGAAGGUGUUGCACAUUCCAACCAUUGAGCCAACGGUUCUGAGCGCAGCGUCCCACCUGUCGAAUUUGUCGCGCGGCUUCGAGACCUUACUCUUCGCUAUUUACUACGCCGCCACGACCGCACUCACGCCGCAGGACUGCUUGCUGAAAUUCAACGAGGAGAAACUGAUUCUGUUAACCCGCUAUCGCUUUGGCCUUGAGCAGUCGCUUGCACGCGCCUCGUUUCUCACCACAGAGGAGAUCGUCGUCUUACAAGCAUUCGUCAUCUUCCUGAUCUGUGUCCGCCGGAACCACGAUGCACGCAUCAUAUGGACUUUGGUAGGGCUUGUCGUACGAAUAGCCCAAACCAUGGGCCUACAUCGCGACAGCUCGCAGUUCGGCCUCUCGCCGUUCGAAACAGAGAUGCGCAGACGGCUUUGGUGGCAGGUAGGCAUUCUCGAUACCCGCGCAAGCGAAGAUCAUGGCUGCGACCCUACGAUCAUCGAGCAAAGUUUUGAUACCAAGAUGCCGCUGAACAUAAACGACGCCGAUAUAAGUCCCGAGAUGACGGAGUUCCCGCCGGAAAGGCAAGGAUGCACGGACAUGUCAUUCUGUCUCAUACGAUUCGAAGUCGCGAAUACCUUCCGACGCAUCAACUACGUACCUCCUGGACCUCCGAAAGCAUGCGGAGACUUCUUCGCCAGCGUGACGCUGGAAGACAAGGAAAGGUGGAUCACGGAGUGCCACCAGCGUUUGGAGGAUAGAUAUCUUAAACAUUGCGACAUGAGCGUGCCCCUCUUCUGGGUCACUGCUACAGUUGCGAGAUUGAUGAUGAGCAAGAUGUGGCUUAUGGUGUACCAUCCCUUCCAGCGCCAAGACGGCGGUGUAAGCCUACCAGGCGAAACGAAGGACAAACUCUUCAUCACGAGCUUAGAAAACAUCGAGUACGCGCUGCUGCUGGAGACCGAAACGCGCACAAUGAAGUGGGGAUGGCUGUUCCGGACGUACAUGCAGUGGCAUGCGCUGGCGUUCAUCCUGAGCGAGCUGUGUUGUCGCACGACGGGUGAACUUGCAGACCGCGCAUGGACGGCCAUCGAGAAGACCAGGGAUGGUCGAUGGGGCCGCCCCUUCGAUGGUGCACGAGCCAGCCAGCUGUGGCGGCCAUUGAGGAAGCUCUACCGCAAAGCCAAGGACGCCCGGCAGCGCGGUCUGGCU